Molecule: messenger RNA, 1752 nt
Organism: Pediculus humanus corporis (human body louse)
Lineage: Eukaryota; Metazoa; Arthropoda; Insecta; Psocodea; Pediculidae
Exons: 8
Coding region: 1-1752 (583 amino acids)
Source: RefSeq, a predicted model, not a curated record
AUGCAUGAAUUUGAAGAACCCGUACAUUAUUCGGAAGAAAUCAUGAGACCAUGUUUCUCAAAAUUACGUAAAGAAUGUCCCAGAAUGAUUUCCUGCAAAUCGAAAUUAUCCGAAGAAAAUUUAAAUUACGAUUUUCAAUUUCAAGAAAUAAAUAAAAGAAUUUUCUCCAUGGGUCCAUCGACUUGCGAAUUUCCAUUUCAUGUGAUGCCAUCUCAAUUGAAUUUUGAUGAUAUAAGUCUUCCCGAGGAAAAAUUAGAAGAAUCAAACGCGCUCAAACGAUGGGAUUAUUGGUUAAAACAAAGAAAAAUCAUGCAGGAACACUUGAUGAGAAAAACUAAUAACGAUGUUUGCGAUUUACUUUUUAAUAAAUCCGACGAUUAUAGAAAAGUUAGUCAUUACGAAAGAUCAAAAGGUCGUCGAAGAUGUUAUUUUGAAAAUUUCGCAGAAGAAAAAUUUAAACCAAAUAUAAAUAUGGACGAUUUGUCGGUUGUGGGACAAGGAAUCCUUCGUGAAAAACCUGUUGACGUUCCGAUUUCGAUAUUUGACGUCAUACCGCAAAUAAUAAUAACACCGCCAGAAGAUGAAGAUAAUGAUAAUACAAUUGAAAACACGAGCGAAUUUUCUUUGGUUAUUGAUGGCGUUGAAAUGAAAUAUAAUUUGGAUAAAGAAUGGAAAGGACACGAAGAAGAUGGAGAUAGUCCGACAUGGAACAUAGAUUUCGGUUGCACGAACGAAAUCGGAAAACUUUACGAAAAGGUUGUUUAUUUCGAAAAUAGAGGAAACGUUGCCAUAAAAUAUAAAUGGACCAUGAAACCGUGCGAUAAAAGACCUCUACAAACCCUUUUAAAACCUUACAAAUACGAACCUUGGUUUUUCUUCGAUAAAAAUACAGGUACUUUUUUACCGGGGCAAAAAUAUUGUUUGAAAUUUUAUCUUAUGGGAAAAAAAUCAGGGACGCGAACGGAAACUUGGUUUUUAAAUACUUUUCCACCCCUGCACUCGAACGUCAAACAUGCGACUUUUAAAUUUUUUGCUGUCGUCGUGGGGGAUACAAAUUUAGAGGAAAUACAAACGAUAGAAAAUUAUUUGAAUAGGAGAGUCGGUGAAAGGAUAGCAAAAUAUAUAUUGAAUGAUAUUAUUAUACGUUCGCUCACGGAACCCCAUUAUUUUUUGGAUUACAUAGAAUACAGAUCGAUUUCGAACCUUUGUAAAACGAAUCAAGCGGAAUGGGAUUUACAUUUGGGAACCCUGGUAAAAUUAGUUUUAACGAAUAUCAAAUCGAAAAAGGAAAAAGAAAAUUAUUGGAGGGAAAUAUGUACGGAAAGUAAAAAUGCAUUGAAACCCGUGCGUGGGAAAAAAAGAAAAAAUAAAAAAUACGUCAUGGCGUACGAAGUUUUAUGCAAGAUGAUCAAUUUUAUCGAAAUCGAUUACGAAUAUUCUAAAUCUUGCGUUUCUUUUAAUCCUCGUUUAAAAAUCGAUUGCGAAUGCGAUUGGGAAUGCCGGGAAAAUGGUGAAGAUGAAGAAGGUGAAAGUUAUUACGAUGAUGAUAAAACUAUGAUACUCGAUGGUGAAAUCGAUUUUAGUUUAACCUCAUACGCCGGAUUAAAAUCCGAAGAAUCUUUUAAAAUUAUCGAUUUUUCACGUUUUUACACGUACAACAGACUUUGCAGAGCCGUAGAAGAAAUUGUUGGCAUCAUUGAAACUAGAAGAUUUUUAGAUCCCUGGUGUAAAAAAAAAUUUACGGAUUAUUAA